This is a messenger RNA of Amorphotheca resinae ATCC 22711, 2107 nucleotides long. RefSeq lists its product as hypothetical. The coding region runs from base 1 to 1806 and encodes 601 amino acids. The transcript has 3 exons. The record is from RefSeq and is a predicted model, not a curated record. Lineage: Eukaryota; Fungi; Ascomycota; Leotiomycetes; Helotiales; Amorphothecaceae.
AUGGCUGAAAUGCUGAAGCCCACUGACUUCGGAGGAUGGGGACGAAGAGUCGAAUUCAGCUCCCGCUGCCCUCCUACUAUCGAGCCCGGCACUAGAAUUAUCGCAGUGUGCGGCAUCAACGAUUUUGAUAAUGCCUCAUCUCCAGGGGAAGACGGCUGGUUUCACUCGGAUUUUUAUCUAUUUCAUCAUCUCUUCUCCGGUCUUGGCACAAAUCAAGUUUGGCUGACAUGUGUGGAUCCGGUUGAUUUGGUUGUCAAGUACAAAGAGUUUGUACACGGCAAUCGUCUAGAGAUGCGUCGGGUCGUCCUUGACGCGGAAAUGCUCCCGGAUAUCGAAAAGGCAAACAAUAUUCGCGUCAUAAAACCAAAGCAUCUUCUUGAACGAUUUCUCGCCACUGUCCGCUCCGAGUGCAAACUUGCAGCUUCGAACGAAGAAUCUGUACUCAUCCUCAUUUUUGGACAUGGCGAUAAAGACACCUACGGCGUAUCAAUUGGCGGAAAAACUGAUUCGCUUGCUGCACCACGUCUGACCGUCGAGAAUUUGAACAUUGCGAUUGGGAAUGCUGCAAACGUUGCAUUGCUAAUGACUUCUUGUUUCUCUGGCGGUUGGGUCGUAAAGACGGCCCGAGACGAGACCAAAGCAUUACUCAAUGCAACGGUGAUGGCUGCAGCAGGGCCAGAAACGGUUUCUGAGUCCUGGGCGAAGAGCGAUUCCAUAGGUCGGGCAGCGGGAUCGAUUUAUGCCUCAGCCCUCGUGAAGGCUGCAAUGCAAAUGCAAAUCGCGGAAGAGGAAGGAGUUGAAGAUGAAGACGAGAUAAGAUCCUCACCAGCAUACGUCGGGUGGGCAAAGUUCAUCCAUGAUAUCGGCCGCGACGAGGUGGACCGGUUGUUUUGGAAGCAUGACAUAAAAUUCGCCGCCCAAAACGAUUCGUGGGAUUCUGAAUGGAAGACUAUCUCUGGGCUACCUGCAGCUGAUUACAAGGCCAGAUGGGAGAUGCUGAAACCUAUCCCGAUCGAUAAAGCCGACCCUUUAACGAACCGAGCUCCAAACGCUAAUUUCGAAGUUGACAUGGCCACCUUAAGCCUUGGAGAACCCGGAUGCAUAGUCGGCACGGCCGCCUCAAGCCUUGGAGAACCCGGGUCUAUUAUUCUAGGGCAAGAAUUUCGAGGAAGCUUUCUAAACAUUGUGCGCGAACAAGCAAGACAAUAUUUAAACAGUUUCCCUGGUAACGACGCGUCGGGAUGCAAUUCGCAUCAUUCUCGGUUUCAGAGCUUAGUCCGAGGGGAUAGCUUUGACGAAGAAUACCUCGAAAGCCUGUCUAAUAUUCUGUGCUAUCGCAUGUCGAUCAUGAAAUUGGCUACAGAUUUCAAGGAUUUACUUGACCUCCCGAUCGCUGAUGGGCACCUGUUUGAUACAUGGGCGUGGGAGCAAAGAACUCUGGAAGCAUGCGACAUCAAUGAAACAGACAUUGCAAAAGCCAAAGAACCGUGGACGCGUUACGAGAACAUCCGACACGCGAUUAAUGAUGCACGUAUUUUUGAUUCACCAACCCGGAAUCAAGGUUUCUUCUACUCCAAGCCGUCCGAGUAUUUGGCAAUCGCAUUCUACGUAUCAGGUCGGCCCAAUGAACAAAUCCUCAGUGAGAUCGAGAAGUUGGUAAAGUUCAAGAACAUCAUGGUUGCUUAUCACGAGAAGAGAGUCCUCGAGCUUUCUGCGGUUCAAGAACACAACAAACGAUUUUUCCGCACAUUCAGCCGCCUUAAGAAGAGGCUCAGGUCGCUAUCCCCGAGAAAGAAAGCUAUCUAACCAUUGACGAGAGGAGGAUCAACUUCAUUCAAGAUAAGGUUGAGCAUAAGCAUCGAACAGCGAAAUGGAGCGUGGCAUUGAAAUAAAGCAUGGCGUCGGAACGUAGCAUGGGCAUUGAAAUCGAGCACAACUUGCUGAAAAUAGAAAUAGAGCGUGGCAUUGACAUAAAGCAUGGCGUUAGAAUGAAGCAUGGCGUCGGAAUGCAGCAUGGGCAUUGAAAUCGAGCACAGCUUGCUGAAAUGGCGUCGGAAUGUAGUAUGGGUGUUGAAAUCGAGCACAACUUGCUGGAAAUAGAAAUAGA